Messenger RNA from Pocillopora damicornis (cauliflower coral), 1416 nucleotides. RefSeq lists its product as uncharacterized. The record is from RefSeq and is a predicted model, not a curated record. Lineage: Eukaryota; Metazoa; Cnidaria; Anthozoa; Scleractinia; Pocilloporidae.
AUGGUUCGCAUUCAUCUCGUCAUUGGAUGUUUUAAUGUGCUGUGUUUCGGACAAGACAUUCCUCAAGAUUGUUUUUCUCCUUUGGGAAUGGAAGAUGGAGGUAUCAGGGAUAUAGAUAUUCGUGCUACGUCUUCUUUGAAUGCAAGUGCUAGUGCUAUUCAUGGUAGACUGAAUCAUAUAGGAGGCUAUGGGGGGUGGUGCCCUGAUCAGCAGCCGUAUUAUAAUGGUACAGGUCCUAUCCAUAAGGAGUUUAUUCAAGUCGAAUUUCCCAGGCCCUUUCGAAUUAAAGGCAUAAUAACACAGCCCCGCGCUCGAGGUGUGGAAGGGAUUCGGAGGUUCUUGGUUUCGUACAGACAAGAUCAAGAAAACAAUGAAAAGUAUGCUUGGUUGUAUGAUGGAAGAUCACACAAGCAUAGGUUCUUUCAAGGAAAUAGCCUGUCGGAGUUGAAACCUCCACUUGUAGCAGACGGAAUAAGAAUUAUACCUGAAAUAUGUCCUCGCAGACAGGUGUGCCUCAGGUUUGAGCUUCUUGGCUGUCAAAUUGAAGGCGCGAUUGUCACGUACAAGAUGCUCCAAGGUAACUCUCUGGACGGGAGAUACAACUUCACUGAUUCAAGCUAUGAUGGUUUGACUGAAGGCCGCUUUCUAUUCUUUGGAUUGGGAAUGCUUACUGAUGGACGAUUGGCCAAUGAAGAUCUUACAGUAAAUAACGGAUUGGGUUGGAUUGGCUGGAACAUGAUAGAGACCCCCAAACCUUACAUAAUAUUUGAUUUUUUGAACAAAAGAAUCUUCAUUUCAGCUACUUUCCAUUGUAACGUCAAAGACCAGACACACAUCGAGUUGUUUUCCAGAGUUGAAAUAAGGUUUGAUAAAACAAUGUGGAAUGGUUCUCCACCUGAUCUCAUGCAAGAACCCAGGGAAAUUUCCUUUCCAUCAUCAUCAUCGAUAAACCGCAAUGUUACAAUCGACCUGUGUCGCCGUGUAGGGAAGUCUGUAAGGUUCAACUUUACCUACAGAGGACAAUGGAUAUUAAUCAGCGAAGUUAUCUUCAACUCGGGGGUGUCUAAUAAAGAGCCACUGGGAGGAAGGUCACCUCCAGCAGUUUAUUGUGUUUCAAGUACUACACACUCUCGAUACACAAGUAGUACCUCGGAAUACAGCACAAGUACUCUUAGUAGCACCACAUCAACUGAAACCACCGUUGCUCCAUCGGCCGAGGGACCUGAUUGGGUGAUGUUGAUCUCAUCUCUGACAGUGCUCUUCGUCAUUGUAGUAAUCCUCGGUAUUGCUUGGUCAUUCCGACGGAAGAGACGCCAGAAAAAAGAUACAGAAGAAUCUGCCCGAGAUGAAUAUGAAGAAAUUGAAUUUAUGGCUGCUUUAGCACCAUUUUCAAGGGAAUUCGGAGCUAUUAAAUGA